AUGUUUUCACUUUCACAAAGGUUCCAACAAACCAGCAAUCAAGCGCUUAGCUUUGCUAUUUUCGCCGCAGCAUUCGUGGUCGCUACUUUUUGGGCUCAACUAUACAUGGAGAAUGCCUUCCAUCUAUCGUCAUCGGUGUCCAACGUUAAACCAUCCAUCAAUGUCAGAACGAGCCGAUACUAUGGCUCAAUAAACGGGAAACCGAAAGAGAAUUUAAAAGUGUCGUUUGACUUGAAUGCUGAUUUGGCCCCGUUGUUCAAUUGGAACACGAAACAGGUUUUUGUCUAUGUCACCGCGGCGUAUAACGGAAAGCUAAAACCCGGCGUUAAGAGCGAGGUAACUCUAUGGGACUCCAUCAUCACCGACAAGGAAAGUUCCCAGAUUUCUCUAUCGAACAUGAAAUCGAAGUACUCGAUCUGGGAUGUUGAAGAGAAGCUCUCCGAGCGGGAGCUGACGUUGAAGCUGCAUUGGAACAUCCAACCUUGGAUUGGGAGCUUGGUAUAUGGGGAAACGGAAGGACAGUCGACUGUGCUCAUUCCACAGUCUCAGAGCACACAGAAAACGAAAGUCAAGGCUACACAGUGA
Messenger RNA from Lachancea dasiensis, 585 nucleotides. NCBI's taxonomy places the organism in Eukaryota, Fungi, Ascomycota, Saccharomycetes, Saccharomycetales, Saccharomycetaceae. The record is from the annotation of a GenBank genome assembly.